GGACAAAGCCCGAGCCCAGCGUCCUCAGCCACCGACGCAAUUUUGUCCUUCAUCGAGUGAACAAGCAAAGCAGACAACAUUCCGCAUCAAAAAAUCCCCAAAGUCUUCACCAUAAACCCACAAUGGCUUCGACUCUGCUCCGCACCUCGCCCACCCUGCGCGGGGCUCUGCGCUCCCGCGCCAUGAAGCCCGUCGCCGCCAUGGCGAGCACCAGCUUCGUCCGGGGCAAGGCGACCCUACCCGAUCUGACCUACGACUACGGCGCGCUCGAGCCCUACAUCUCUGGCCAGAUCAUGGAGCUGCACCACUCCAAGCACCACCAAACGUACGUCAACGGCCUCAACGGCGCCCUGGAGGCCAUCGCCAAGGCGCAGGAGGCGGGCGACGCGUCGGCCGUGGCGGCGCAGGCGCCCAUGAUCAACUUCCACGGCGGCGGGCACCUCAACCACAAGCUCUUCUGGGAGAACCUGGCGCCGGCCAGCGGCGGCGACGGCGGCGGCGACCCGGACGGCAAGCUCAAGGGGGCCAUCGAGGCCGACUUUGGCUCGCUCGACGUGAUGCGCAAGCAGAUGAACGCCGCCCUGGCCGGCAUCCAGGGCAGCGGCUGGGCCUGGCUCGCAAAGGACAAGAAGACGGGCGCGCUCUCGGUCGUGACGCGCGCCAACCAGGACCCCGUCACGGGCGGGCUCGAGCCCCUGCUGGGCAUCGACGCCUGGGAGCACGCCUACUACCUGCAGUACCAGAACCGCAAGGCCGAGUACUUUGACGCCAUCUGGAACGUCGUCAACUGGAAGACGGUGGCCGCGAGGUUCGAGAAGGCCUAGGGCAUUGGCGGCGUAACGCUGUUUUACGAGACGUAGUUGUAUAAUAGGACCGCUUUUGAUGAAGUAUGGGUUGGCCGAGUGACUUGCACUUGCAGUUGAAAGCUUACCACUGUUGUCAAGUACAGUAGGCACCUCAAAGGGCAACAUCUAGGACCCGUACUGCCUGAAUAUUUCUGUUUUGUUUCUG
Molecule: messenger RNA, 1011 nt
Organism: Gaeumannomyces tritici R3-111a-1
Lineage: Eukaryota; Fungi; Ascomycota; Sordariomycetes; Magnaporthales; Magnaporthaceae
Exons: 2
Coding region: 123-824 (233 amino acids)
Biological process (GO): superoxide metabolic process
Cellular component (GO): mitochondrion
Molecular function (GO): metal ion binding; superoxide dismutase activity
Source: RefSeq, a predicted model, not a curated record